AUGGGGCUACCACCUUUCAGUUCCCAGAAUUGUACAGCAAUCGGCAGCAUGCACCCUCAGCCGGGAAAAGCUGCAAGCAUUGUACUCCAAUGCUUGAGAGCAACCACGUGGGCUACACCCAACAGAGCCAUGAGGGCAAAGCUGCCCAAGGUCUUUGGAGAACGCCCCUCACAACAGUGUGCCCAGCAUAUGGGAAACAGUGUCAAGAAUUAUUUUGGAGCUUUAAGAUUGAAUUUACCCGCAAUGUUAGAGGUGCGGUCUAAAAUACAAAGAUUUCGGGCCCUGAGCCCGUGGGGCUGUGCGGAUGGUAGGGAUGCCGACCCUACCGAGGAGGAGAUGGCAGAAACAGAGAGAAACGACGAGGAGCAGUUCGAAUGCCAGGAACUGCUCGAGUGCCAGGUGCAGGCGGGGGCCCCCGAGGAGGAGGAGGAGGAUGCGGGCCUAGUGGCCGAGGCCGAGGCCGGGGCUGCCGGCUGGAUGCUCGAUUUCCUCUGCCUCUCUCUUUGCCGAACUUUCCGCGGUGGCCACUCCGAGGACUUCCGCAGGACCCGCAACAGUGCAGAGGCUAUUAUCCAUGGACUAUCCAGUCUAACAGCUUACCAGUUGAGAACGAUAUACAUAUGUCAGUUUUUGACAAGAAUUGCAGCAGGAAAAACCCUUGAUGCACAGUUUGAAAAUGAUGAACGAAUUACACCCUUGGAAUCAGCCCUGAUGAUUUGGGGUUCAAUUGAAAAGGAACAUGACAAACUUCAUGAAGAAAUACAGAAUUUAAUUAAAAUUCAGGCUAGCUGUAUGGAAAAUGGCAACUUUAAAGAAGCAGAAGAAGUCUUUGAAAGAAUAUUUGGUGAUCCAAAUUCUUAUAUGCCUUUCAAAAGCAAAUUGCUUAUGAUAAUCUCUCAGAAAGAUACAUUUCAUUCCUUUUUUCAACACUUUAGCUACAACCACAUGAUGGAGACAAUUAAGAGUUAUGUGAAUUAUGUGCUAAGUGAAAAAUCAUCAACCUUUCUAAUGAAGGCAGCAGCAAAAGUAGUAGAAAGCAAAAGGACAAGAACAGUAACUUCUCAAGAUAAACCUAAUGGUAAUGAUGUUGAAAUGGAAACUGAAGCUAAUUUGGAUACAAGAAAAACUGUUAGUGACAAACAGUCUGCGGUAACUGAAUCCUCAGAGGGUACAGUAUCCUUAUCGAGGUCUCACAAGAAUCUUUUCUUAUCUAAGAUGCAACAUGGAGCCGAGCAACAAGACCUUAAUAAGAAAGAAAGAAGAAUAGGAAUUCUUCAAAGUACAAAAAAGAAUAAAGAAAGCAGAAAAGCCACUGAAAGCAGAAUACCUGUUUCAAAGAGUCAACCGGUAACUCCUGAAAAACAUCGAGCUAGAAAAAGACAGGCAUGGCUUUGGGAAGAAGACAAGAAUUUGAGAUCUGGCAUGAGGAAAUAUGGAGAGGGAAACUGGUCUAAAAUACUGUUGCAUUAUAAAUUCAACAACUGGACAAGUGUCAUGUUAAAAGACAGAUGGAGGACCAUGAAGAAAGUAAAACUGAUUUGCUCAGACAGCAAAGGCUGAUUGUGUUUGUAAAAGCUUGAUGAAAGGACAGUUAAGUAUUUUGAUCACUGCAUUUUGUUUGAAACUUGUGUCAUUGAUGUAAUUUAAGACUUUUGUUUAAAGCAUUACAGUAUUUUUCUGUGACCAUCAAUUAAUAUGAGGGUUUGUGCUAUAACGGUUAAAGCAUAUGCUAUCAUUGUAUUCUUUAAGAACCUUAUUUUGAUAAAAUGUAAAUUUGUUGAACCCUGCCACAUUUAGUAUCCCCACCCCCAAAUCCUGUUCCAAUGAAAAAAUUAAAACCUGAUACGAAA
This is a messenger RNA of Gorilla gorilla gorilla (western lowland gorilla), 1850 nucleotides long. RefSeq names its product telomeric repeat-binding factor 1-like. Gene Ontology annotation, molecular function: double-stranded telomeric DNA binding; telomerase activity; protein homodimerization activity. The record is from RefSeq and is a predicted model, not a curated record. Lineage: Eukaryota; Metazoa; Chordata; Mammalia; Primates; Hominidae. Gene Ontology annotation, biological process: negative regulation of telomeric D-loop disassembly; negative regulation of DNA replication; telomere maintenance via telomerase. Gene Ontology annotation, cellular component: nuclear telomere cap complex; nucleus; chromosome, telomeric region.